AUGGGUACCCAGCUCGUCCCGCUGCCGGAAGUGGAGAGACUUAGUGCGUCUGUGAUACGGAUCUUGGGCGGGAAUCCUGGGAAGUUCACACUACAAGGGGAGACGCGUCUAUUGUUCCUCUUUAUGUGUUUCGUUUUGCUGGCGGUGUGGGGGGAAGAAAGAAGACUGUUCGCUUACUAUGCUCCCACAGGCACAAAUACAUAUCUUAUUGGCCGGGGGCACCAGCGGAUACUCGUUGACACGGGCGAGGGCAAACCGUCUUGGGCAAGCCAUCUCAAAGCCGUGCUGCUGGAGGAGAAUGCGACGGUACACAAGGCGCUGCUGACGCACUGGCAUCCGGACCAUGUCAACGGGCUGCCGGAUCUGCUGAAGCUGUGUCCGCAGGUGACGGUCUACAAGAACCAGCCGGAGGAAGGGCAGUUUGAUUUGGAGGAUGGCCAGGUUUUCAGCGUGGAGGGGGCUACGUUGACGGCGUAUCACACACCGGGGCAUACGGUGGACCAUAUGAUGUUUGUUCUUGCCGAGGAGGAUGCUGUGAUUACCGGGGACAAUGUGCUGGGUCACGGGACAGCGGUCUUCGAAGACCUCAAGGAGUAUCUGAGUAGUCUCCAGAGGAUGCAGAACCGGGUCUCUGGGCGCGGAUACCCCGGACACGGCGCGGUGCUUGAGAACGCGACGGCAACGAUCACCGAGUACAUCCAGCACCGUCAGCAGCGCGAAGACGAAGUCCUCCGGGUGCUGCGGUAUGGAAAGCUCGAUGUGCCCGACAACGAACCCUCCCCUGAGCGGAAGGCCCUGUGGACUCCGCUCGAGCUCGUGAGAGUGAUUUAUCGGAAUGUCCCUGAGGGGCUUCACCUACCUGCAUCUCGUGGGAUCCUGCAGGUGCUUCUGAAACUCGAAGCUGAGGGCAAGGUGGUGCGCGAUCCGGCAUCGGGGAAAUGGUGCAUCGAGUCCGGCAAAUCUACCUUGUGA
Molecule: messenger RNA, 972 nt
Organism: Aspergillus clavatus NRRL 1
Lineage: Eukaryota; Fungi; Ascomycota; Eurotiomycetes; Eurotiales; Aspergillaceae
Product: putative metallo-beta-lactamase domain protein
Exons: 3
Coding region: 1-972 (323 amino acids)
Biological process (GO): secondary metabolite biosynthetic process
Source: RefSeq, a predicted model, not a curated record